GGAGGCAUUCUGGAGGAAGCUCCCAUCCACUCCACCACGAUAAAGCUCUGGCUCCCUGUCCUGAUCACGUUUUGAAUGCGUUUGAGUGCAGCAGCUGAGGACGUGUGGGCCAAUGAGCAGUCCGGCUGCCUCUGCAACACACAACAGGCAGGCUGCAGGGACGCAUGCUACGCCCGGGCUGUCCCCAUCUCCGUCAGGUACUGGGCGCUGUGGGUGAUCUUUGUGUCUUUGCCGUUUCAGGUCUACAUGGGCCGUACUUUGUACUGACAGAAGGUUCUGGAGAAAGAGAGGCAGAGGGUGAAAGUGCAAUUAAGGGGAGAACUGGAGGGAGGCCUGGAAAUGUCUGGGGACGGGGGACCGGAGCGGGAGCACUGCCAGUUGGGACAGAGGACACCAAGCCGAGCUCGGCUCCGGGAAAGCCUGCAGUGCACCUAUGUGAUCCACAUUCUUACUCGCUCUGCGCUGGAAGUGGGGCUCAUGAGGGGCCAACAGCUAUUGCACCUGGACCCUCUGGUUAAAUGUCACAGGUGGCCCUAUCCAAACAUAAUGGACUGUUCUGUGCCAUGACCCAUGGAAAAGACAGUAUUCCUAUUAUUCAUGCAAUUCGUAGCUACUAUUUUUUUUCUGUCUCUGCUGCACCCAAAUGUGUAA
This is a messenger RNA of Ochotona princeps (American pika), 651 nucleotides long. It is a transcript of the gene GJA9, whose product is annotated as gap junction protein alpha 9. Gene Ontology annotation, biological process: cell communication. Gene Ontology annotation, cellular component: connexin complex. Lineage: Eukaryota; Metazoa; Chordata; Mammalia; Lagomorpha; Ochotonidae. The record is from RefSeq and is a predicted model, not a curated record.